Dermacentor silvarum is the source of this 534-nucleotide messenger RNA. RefSeq names its product diamine acetyltransferase 1. The record is from RefSeq and is a predicted model, not a curated record. The transcript has a single exon. Bases 1 to 534 code for a protein of 177 amino acids. NCBI's taxonomy places the organism in Eukaryota, Metazoa, Arthropoda, Arachnida, Ixodida, Ixodidae. Gene Ontology annotation, molecular function: N-acetyltransferase activity.
AUGUCAUUCAAGGUCAGACCCGCCGUACGCGAGGACUGCGCCGCCAUACUGGGCCUGGUCCGAGAGUUGGCGGACUACGAACGGAUGCUGGAUCAAGCUAGGUUGACCGCCACCGACCUCGAAGAGCACCUCUUCUCGGACGACGAACUGCGCUUGGCUUGUACGAACGUGGCCACGACGGCCGCGGGCGACGGCGAGUGUGACGGCGAGCGCGUGAUCGGCUUCGUUCUCUACUUCUUCGUUUUCGACCCGCUAACUCUCGAUCGCGUGGCGUACAUGGAUGAGCUGUACGUGCAGCCCGCACACCGAGGUCGGGGCGUCGGCCUGGCGCUGUGGCGCUCUGUGGCGGACCACGGUCUCCGGCGCUCGUGCGAGGUGCUCAACUUCGAGGUGCUCGACUGGAACGCGCCGUCGCUGGAGUUCUACGCCAAGCGGGGCGCCACCAACAUCACGCGCUCGCGAGGUUACCAGCACCUCAGGUUCUCCGCUAGCCCGCGCGGCUCUUUCCUAAACGCUCAAGAAGGUUCGUGCUGA